This is a messenger RNA of Zalophus californianus (California sea lion), 4338 nucleotides long. It is a transcript of the gene NABP1, whose product is annotated as nucleic acid binding protein 1. Gene Ontology annotation, cellular component: SOSS complex. Gene Ontology annotation, biological process: response to ionizing radiation; mitotic cell cycle checkpoint signaling; double-strand break repair via homologous recombination. The record is from RefSeq and is a predicted model, not a curated record. The transcript is spliced from 6 exons. NCBI's taxonomy places the organism in Eukaryota, Metazoa, Chordata, Mammalia, Carnivora, Otariidae. Gene Ontology annotation, molecular function: DNA binding. The coding region runs from base 513 to 1127 and encodes 204 amino acids.
GGGACGCAGAGUGUGUGGUUGCUAGGUCUCCGCACCGGGUUCGCUGUCACAGUCUGUCCCUUCCCGAAGGCUGGGACAGACUGGGCGCGCGCCCGCGUGUGUCUGUGUGUGUGUGUGUGUGUGUGUGUGUGUGUGUGUGGUGAGUGUGAGGGGGACUCAGGGCAGAGACGUCCCCUCGCUGCUUUUUUUCCCCGCCUUUUAUCCAAAAGAGGGGGGCAGUUCAGUUCGCACGCUUGCCUUACUGUCGCCCCGUUGGGAGCGGGGUUUGUGUGCGGACUGGUUCGUCUUUUUUUCCUUUUAAACUUGUGAGCUUUUUUCCCCCUUCUUUUUUUGGACUCAGUGCCGUCUGGGCUGGUUUCCUUGAUCCCUGACUAACCGCUUUCUGCCCGUUCUCUUCGCCACCCCCGCCCAGAGUCUCCCCUGCGCCCUCGCCCUUGCCCGGGAGGGUGGGAGCCUUUGUCCCACUCCCUGCCCACCCGCGUCUUCGCAUCCGUAGCCGCACCUGCCUCAAUAUGAAUGGGGUCAACGACCCACCUCUUUUUAUAAAAGAUAUUAAGCCCGGACUGAAAAACUUAAAUGUCGUCUUUAUUGUCCUGGAGAUAGGACGCGUGACCAAAACCAAAGACGGCCAUGAAGUGAGAUCAUGCAAAGUAGCAGAUAAAACGGGCAGCAUCACUAUUUCCGUGUGGGAUGAAAUCGGAGGUCUUAUACAGCCAGGGGAUAUUAUUCGGUUGACCAGAGGGUACGCAUCCAUGUGGAAAGGUUGUUUGACACUGUAUACUGGAAGGGGUGGAGAACUUCAAAAAAUUGGGGAAUUUUGUAUGGUUUAUUCAGAAGUGCCAAAUUUCAGUGAACCCAACCCAGAUUAUCGAGGACAACAGAGCAGAGGGGCACACAAUGAACAGAAGAAUAAUUCCAUGAAUAAUAAUAUGGGUACAGGUACAUUUGGACCAGUGGGAAACGGGGUUCAAACUGGCCCAGAAUCAAGGGGAUGCCAGUUUUCGUAUGCUGGUAGAAGCAAUGGCCGGGGACCUACAAAUCCACAGCUACAAGGAACAGCUAAUAAUCAAACAGUCAUGACCACAAUAAGUAAUGGCAGGGACCCUCGGAGAGCCUUUAAAAGAUGACCUAUGCCAAAUACUCACAUGUAGUUCUUAAACUACGCGUCCUACUUGAACACUUACUGCACUUUUAUUUAUCAUUAACUGUGAAAACUGUGUCCUUUAUCGGUUUCCUUUUUAUGUUUUGGGUUUGUUAACAAGAGUGGUUUGUUUUUAUAGCAAAACUGUUAAGCUGCUCAAGUCUCCUGUUGAAGAAUUUGAAGAAUGGGAACACUCUGAAAAGUAGGGGCAUUUAUUUUUAGAGCAAAAAAUUCUACAGUUAUUCUCUAAAAUACAUGCACCCAUUUCAUGGGUGAGUUACUUAAGACAUCAGCAUUAUAGCCUCUAUGAGUCUAUCUUCCGUAUACAUUUUGUAAUAUUUAAAAUAAGGCUUAGUGGGAGAUGUUCUUUUGUCUUAAAUUCAGGUAUUGCCAACUAAAGCAAUAGCCACCAAAAAACCCCCACAAAAACUCAGUCAAUGAUUACAGCAGGUUUUGAGUGUUUGUGACUCCAGGAAUGAUUGACUUCUUCAUUGAGUGACUGCCAUUAAGAUUUUCCAAGGACUGAAUCAUUCUAAACUCUUGUUUUAUUACCAAAAGAACAUAUUCUUUAUUAGAAUUACGGAAUAGAAUGGGAACUGUAUUAUAACAAGUAAUUUUUAUAAGAAAGCUGCAUUUAUUUUAGGGUAGUCCUAUUAAUAUUUGUUGUCAACUUUGUGCAUUUACACUGAAGGGAAAUUUAAAACUGAGACCUUGAAUAUUUAUUUUUUGAAACUACCAUGUCAAAUAUUAAAGUAUAAUUUGAGGGAGUUAAAAGGUCAUAAUAAACAUUGAUCUAAUUAUUUUAAAAAAUUGUGGUACAUAAAGAUGAAGGCAAUUCAAAUUGAAUUCAUGUAGAAAUAUGCAGUCUUAAGUUAGAGUGUCCUAGGUACUUGUAGAAACUCAUCCUGGAGUGAAAAUCCUAGGUACUUAGCUUAUUUGAAGAGUGUGUAUAUGUGAGUAUUGUCAGAGUUUCUGAACACAAUUCACAAAGCCUUAUCAGCAAAAGUUAAAUGGCUCUCUCUAAGAAGUGAAUACAGCUUUAUUCAGAAAUGUAAAGGUAGAAUUUAUUUGUGUUAUAAAUGGUCCCCAGUUCCACUUUUUACUAUAGAGUGGAUAACUGGUAAAUUUUUCCUUUGUUAGAAUUCAGUUCUUCAAUAUUAUCUCGAAUAAAACUUGCAUUAAUAUUAACGGACCUCCCUUAUUUUUGCUCUUUCAAUGCUUUACAGUGGAGAGCCAGUAAAUUUUACUGUAGUUGUAAUGAUUACUUCAACCCGGCGACUGCUUAGCUCUAUAUUUGUCGCUUCUUGUCCCUACCUUAAAUCACAAAAUAAUUUAAGUAGACUCUGUUUUCUAAAAACUCCAAAGCCUUUGAAUACGAAGGUUGGUGCCAGAAUAUUCAUUUGCUUCAAUUCAGUGUAUCUUAACAAAUUUCCGUGACACACUGUAUAUUAGACAUAGUGGAGAGUUAAGGGGUAGGUGAUGAGUAAUCUCAAGGAGCUUAUUCAUGGUUGAUAGUACUUUGGUAACUGGGGUUUAUAUAUUCUAGAAAGACGUUUUUCUUUUAUUCUUAACUCAUGAUUAUAGUGGAUUAGGCUUUGUGACUAAUAUUUUUUUAAGAUACAAAAUUACAGAUGUUUGGAGUAAAAAAAAUACUAAAAAUUAGCAUAUAAAUUUUUAUUUAAAUCUAGAGGUAGGAGCAAUAAUACUGUUAGUUAUUUGUGGGAGAAUAUGGUGUUAAAGAUGAUUUUAAAAGAAAGAAUUUUGGAGUUUCAGAAAAGUAAACUAUCAGGUAGGGAUAGCUGAGCUUCCAGUCCUGACCCAUUAUCUCCUCACCUGUGAUGUUGGAUAAAUUAUUACGCAUAAAACCUCUAUAAGCCUUAAGUUCCACAACUAUAAAAACAAGUAAGUAAUAUCCCUUUAGAGAAUUACUGAAGAUUUUCCAUGUAAGUGAUUAGGAUGAUUUCUGGCACAUAAUAGGCAGUCAAAUGUUUGUCGUCUAAUCAUACCUAAGAAUAGAAAAAAAUGCAGCAUUAGGUGUGGAAAUACUGUUACCCUUUAACAUAUUGAGAUUAAAUAGAGAACGAUCUAAGCUAUUAACUUUCGUAAUUGACAUUUGCCUCAAUAAUUUAAUCUUGUUGUUCUGUGUUAUCAUUUAUUAACAAAUCUCUUUUUUCUUAAGGGAAGCCUCCAAAACCAAAGCAAAGUGAAUUACAGUUCAUAAUGAAUAUUUGCCCUACCAGUCUGCUUGGACAGUACUCAUCAAGAAGAGGAAGAAAGUUUUCUACCUUCCUCUUUCCUGGUGCUUUCACCUGUGAAUUUUUAAAUGUCUAAACACCUACCAAAAACAAAAACCAUUUAGUAUAGAAAUACAUGCCUACUAGAAUUGGGUCCCAUUUCAUUUCUCCAAAACAGUUCUGAAGUGGUUUGAAGUCUCAUCAGCCAGAUUUUUGGGUAGUGGCUACAAGACAGAGAUGGGAAGAUGAACCUCAUAAGGCCAGAGGAUGAUGUGUAAUAGUGAAGGGUUGCACUGUGCUUUCCCAAAGGCAUUUAUACAGGUUUUCCUAUAUAUACCACCUCUUUUUUGCUUUGUUCCUGUAUUUUUUUUUUUUUUUUUAGUAAUCUGCUUUAACUUUGAGGACAGUUUAACUUGAUGCCCUGAAUAUUUGUAGUACUGAAUCCUUGUCACUUGUAUUUUUAUUAUUUAACAUUUUAAAAGAAUGUUUCAUUUGCUGGGUUGAGUAAUAAUGCCAAAGGGAUGAUGCUGAGAACAAAUAGAUGUGAGGUUAUUAAAAAAAAAAAAAAAGUUGUAAUUAUGAGAACGUGUAAAGGAGGAAGCUGGUUACCUGGCCCUACAAAGUGUUCUCAGAGGUCCACACUGGCUGUGUUCUACAUCAGUCCGAAGACACAAUGGCAAUUUUAAGUUUACAUAGAUCUGGCAUUCCAGUUACUGAAAUGACUUCCCUUUUCUGUUACGAAAGUAAUUACUGUUUGCUCCAAGCAACUUUAGGCUCCCGUGACUCUUAAGAUCCUUUUCUUUCAUGUAUUUGGAAAGGUUCUCCAGACAACAAACCUUGGAAACCAUGGGAAAGCAGUAUCAACAGGGAGUGCUUCCCCAGCGUCAGUCUGUUUUGCCUCUAGGCUGCUUCUGGGGAUUACUUGGCCUAUGAUGGCUUUUAUAAAAAUCUGUUUUGCCUUUU